This is a messenger RNA of Ascochyta rabiei, 711 nucleotides long. RefSeq lists its product as uncharacterized. The record is from RefSeq and is a predicted model, not a curated record. The transcript is spliced from 2 exons. The coding region runs from base 1 to 711 and encodes 236 amino acids. NCBI's taxonomy places the organism in Eukaryota, Fungi, Ascomycota, Dothideomycetes, Pleosporales, Didymellaceae.
AUGCGCGCAUACGCUAUCGCUGCAGUAGUCUUCGCAGUUUUUGCGACUGGCAGUACGCUUGAUCAUUACAUACUCUCUGCUCUUGCACCCCACACGCCAACCGCAAGCCCUGGUUUGAUACCUCACUCAGUCCGCCCGACGCCACCUGCAGUGCAACCGCAUAUCCAGGAUGGUCUCGAACUUCGUCAAGCACCAGGCCUGGUGCCCAUCGCAACGCCUGCAACUGACAUGGUCGCCCCGGAGGUACCUUUAGCUGUGUUGCCAGCUCCAGCACCCGCGUUGCCAGCUGCAGACCCGCCUGCUGUGCCAGUAGCACCUUCGGUACCUGCAAAUCCUCCUGCAGCCACGGCGCCAGUUCACUCAAGUGUGCUUCCACUUCCUCUGAACGCGGAUCCUGUGCUUCCUGUUCCUGCAACAACAGUAGCUCACCCUCCACUCGUUACCGGCGACGACUUCGUGACCGUCCAAUGGAUCGAGACGCACAUGGGAACGCUUCGUACAUGGAUCCCGAAGACUGAAACAUUCCACUUCGAAAUCAUGUCGCAAGCUCCCCCACCGGGGGUGGGAUCAAUCGGAAUGGGUACACUCACGGGCAAGACUGGACAGACGCAGACCAUCCACAUGGUAGGUGCGGCACAGACACCUGCAGCAGGCUUGAGGAAGGGUAUCGCGGCUGCUGUAGCUGUCGGUAUCGCUGGGCUUGUGGUGUGA